Molecule: messenger RNA, 741 nt
Organism: Plasmodium gallinaceum
Lineage: Eukaryota; Apicomplexa; Aconoidasida; Haemosporida; Plasmodiidae
Product: proteasome subunit alpha type-4, putative
Exons: 2
Coding region: 1-741 (246 amino acids)
Biological process (GO): ubiquitin-dependent protein catabolic process
Cellular component (GO): proteasome core complex, alpha-subunit complex; nucleus; cytosol
Source: RefSeq, a predicted model, not a curated record
AUGGCUAGAAGAUAUGAUAGUAGAACAACUACAUUUUCUCCAGAGGGAAGAUUAUAUCAAGUUGAGUAUGCUUUAGAAGCUAUAAAUAAUGCAAGUAUAACAAUUGGAAUAAUUACAAAAGAGGGGGUAAUACUAGGAGCUGAUAAAGUUUUUAUAUCUAAAUUAAUAGAUAAAGUUAAUAAUUUUGAAAAAAUAUAUAAAAUUGAUAAUCAUAUAUUUUGUGGGGUUGCUGGUUUAAAUGCUGAUGCAAAUAUAUUAAUAAAUCAAUCAAGAUUAUACACACAAAGAUAUUUAUAUAAUUAUAAUGAUAUAGAACCUGUAUCUCAAUUAGUUGUUCAAAUUUGUGAUAUCAAGCAGAGUUAUACACAAUAUGGUGGAUUAAGACCAUAUGGUGUUAGUUUUUUAAUUGCUGGUUAUGAUAUGAAAGACGGAUAUCAACUUUAUCAUACAGAUCCUAGUGGAAAUUAUUCUGGAUGGUUUGCAACUGCUAUCGGAACUAAUAAUUUAACCGCUAGUUCUAUUCUAAAACAAGAAUGGAAGAAGGAAAUGACAUUAGAAGAAGGAUUAUUACUAGCAUUAAAAACGUUGGCUAAAAGUACCGAUAAUGAAAUACCUAAAAGUGAAAAGAUAGAAUUAGCUUAUUUGUCACAUAAGGAUGGAGAAGUAUUUCAAAAAUACUUAACAGAAAAAGAAAUAGAAGAGUUAAUUAAGUUAUAUACACAAAAAUAUGUUAAAGAAUAA